Molecule: messenger RNA, 1554 nt
Organism: Ostertagia ostertagi
Lineage: Eukaryota; Metazoa; Nematoda; Chromadorea; Rhabditida; Trichostrongylidae
Source: the annotation of a GenBank genome assembly
AUGCAUGGCCUGAGUCACGUGUGGGUUGGAGGAUUCAUGUUCGUCAUACGGAGUAUCCAACUUAGCCUGCUAGGAGGCGGUGCAGUAGAAGAUGACUGGCAUUUACUCGGCGCUGGAUUAAUUCAACCCGCGGACCAUGCCGAACUCUGCCAUCCUACGCAGUCUUGGUACGGUGAGUCCAAACGAUCCGAUGUUUUAUCUUCACCAUGCGUUCGUCGAUUAUUUAUGGGAGCAGUUUCGGCGGAAGCAACAGACGCCAGAACAAAGAGAAAAGCACAAUGGGCUAAGGAUACCUGCAAUUCUCUGCAUGGAUAUGACGAACAGAUGAAACCUUUUCGACUGCAGAACCGUGAUGGACUCAGCAAUCAAUACACCACUGAAUGGUAUGAUUAUGAGCCGGUGAGGCAUUGUAACGCAUCGAAACCGGACUGCGAUUCUCCCUACUAUUGGUGUGAUAUGAAGGCAUGGCGUUGUCGAAGCAAGGUGGUUCUUGGUGGUAAUUGUACCGGUUUCGAAGGAACAACAAUCUGCUACAACUCAACCUGUCAGAGCGGUCGCUGUCAGCUUCCACCUCGCCUGCUGCAAUCGAUGCGAAGUCGUAAGUCGGUUGAUCCGCCAUCGGGUGACUACGUGUGGACGAAAACCUUACUCAUUGACCAGAACGGCAAAGGCAUUCGUGAUGACCUCGCUCAUGUCAAAAUUAUCAAUCAGAUCACUUCCGAGAAUUCGACAGCGUAUCAGCAGAGCGAGCCUCAAUAUCCGGAAAUCGAUGGAGUUGUCUACCUACCAGUGCCAAAACCACGAGCCGGAAUGAUCCAAGAGGUGACGCUAGAAGCUCGUGAUGGCUUUGGACGGUAUUGCCAGGCUCACUGUUACAACGUCACCGAAGAACGCUAUCAGGUAGCGUAUGUCACCAAAGCUGAGAACUCGUAUUCGAGACCGAAUCGCUCACCGCUAUCUCUACACCGACACCGAAUGACAUCAAGAAGGUUUCUGGAUGUCGACCUCUCCGCGCAUCCUCGACAAAUCACGAUCUCUGCUCCAUUCAUUGUUUUCGCCUGUUCAAGAAAGUUGAUGACGUCUGCCAUGAUCACCUCAUUGGCUGAGAACACUCGGCCGCCUCCAUCCCGCGAACCGCACGUAUGGUUCCGUGUAGCCGUUCAUAGUCGCCUAUCACAAAAUUUACAGAUUGAAGUCGCUCCAACUUCUGGCGAAAAAUGGUCGUCUUCCGUACGAAAAGCUGCUUCACCGUUCGAUCCGAAUCUCGUCUUCGUACAGGCGCCCAAUCCUGAAAUCAGCAGCGGUGGUGGUGUACAGGUGACCGUCAGCAUACUAGAAGGUGGUGCCAGGAUCAAAUGUUCCAUCAAGUGCACAAGAAAGGAUGGCUCCAUCCACGACUGCAAAGGCUCCGUCGAUUUGCAUUCUGAACCGGCUCUUUCCCAAGAGGACGUCUUCACCAGUGAUCAAGCAGCUCUCCAUCUGCUCGGGUGGAAUAUGCGCGGUCAUCCGGCUCAGUGGAGUCACAAAGUACCGUAUCUUUCGUUCACCUGUUAG